AUGGCCCCCUACAGCUCCGUGUACUUGGGCAUCUGGGGAGUUUUUAUAUUUGUUCUGAUAAAAGAAUCAAGACCAGUCAGUUGGGAAGAAUGGUGGACGUAUGAUGGAAUUUCCGGGCCGGCGUUUUGGGGUUUAAUUAACCCAGAAUGGUCACUUUGUAAUAAAGGACGAAGACAAUCUCCGGUAGAUCUCGAACCUAAGAGACUACUUUUCGAUCGCAAUCUUCAACCGCUUCAUUUAGACAAACACGCGAUACGAGGAAUUCUCGCAAAUACUGGCCACGGAGUAGUUUUCUCCGUAGACAAUGGUACACAACAUCCCGUCAAUAUAUCAGGCGGGCCGCUGAGCUAUCGCUAUCAGUUUCAUGAAAUUCACUUGCAUUACGGGAUGAGUGAUCAUCUGGGAAGCGAACAUACUGUGGAUGGCUAUGCAUUUCCCGCUGAGAUUCAAAUAUUUGGAUUUAAUUCUCAACUCUACAGUAAUUUUUCCGAUGCUCUUCAUCGGCCUCAAGGAAUUGUUGCAGUUUCGUUGUUACUUCAGCUAGGAGACCUCUCGAAUCCCGAGCUAAGACAGUUCACAGAUAAAUUGAACGAAAUUAAAUUUGGAGGAGAGGUCACGGAAAUUACUCGCUUCGCUGUACGAGAUCUUUUACCGGACACGAAUCACUACAUGACGUACGAGGGCUCCAUCACUAUGCCAGCCUGUCAUGAAACCACAACAUGGAUUAUUCUCAAUAAACCAAUAUAUAUUACUAAGCAGCAGCUCAUCGCUCUAAGGACUCUGAUGCAAGGUGAGAAGCGACACUCAAAAGCACCAUUGGGGAAUAAUUUCAGACCACCACAAGUACUGCACCAUCGUCCUGUACGAACGAAUAUCGAUUUUAGUGUGCAGGGAGUAAAAAAUUGCCCGACUAUGUAUCGAGAUAUAUAUUACAAAGGUAAAAAA
This is a messenger RNA of Cotesia congregata, 945 nucleotides long. Lineage: Eukaryota; Metazoa; Arthropoda; Insecta; Hymenoptera; Braconidae. The record is from the annotation of a GenBank genome assembly.